UGCUUCUCUUCCUUGGAACAUUUCUGAGAACUGCCUGCCCCUGGGGCCAAUGCAAGACCUGGGUGGGGAGGGGAGGCCCCGCCGGCCCCUGCGGCCCCCACUGGCACCCUCUGCAGCAAACAGCCGCACCCUUGAGGGGUCUCCCGGGGAAGCCUGAGGGAGGCGCCCAGGCCUGCCCCCGCACCCAAAUCCAGCCCCGGAGGAGGACACCCUGCGGGAAGCCUGGUGCUGACCGGCCCCUGCGCGCCCAAGGUCCCGGGUGGGGGUGGUGCUGCCGGGGGGGCGCCCCCUUCCCAGCCGCGGAGCACCCCAUCCUGGACCAUUCUGCAGGAGGGGACACAGAACCUUGGGGAGUGGGGCCUUGCCGGGGCCGCCAGCAGCGACAGGGGCGCCCAGGUGCAAGGACGCUGCAGGGGGACCCCCUUCAGAGCCGGCAGGGCAUGGACGGGGCUGGGGCUGCAGGACCCCUGCUCCGCUGCGCGCCCUCUCGGCCUCGGUGGGCCCCCGGGCAGAGAGCGGAGGGUCGGGACAGGCUGCAGGGACAGGACCCCAGGGCUAAGGGGCGCAAAGGGAGGGUGCCCUGGGGAGCGGGGUCCCCACCCCCACUCAGCCCCUCCCUGCUCUCUGCAAAGCUGACCCCACGGACCCUAGGGCGCGGGGGCGGGGCUGAAGGGCGCGGGGGCGGGGCCCUCGGUGGGGUGGAAACCCCCUACCUGCCGCCCUCAGCUCCCCAGCCCUGGGCCCUGCAGGAAGGAGGGCUGAGGCCAGGGGACAGGUGGCCCCACCAUGAGCCUCACUAAGACAGAGGACUCCGAGCCGCCGCUCAGGUUCGUGAACAGCAGAGACGAGAUCACAGGGGACGAGUAUGACGGAACCCAGAGGGUGCAGAUGAGCUGCGGGCACGGCGUGGACCCCGGCAGUCUGACGGCCUGGUGCCGCAGCCUCAUCGACCAGGGCCACUUCAAGCUCCACUGCCCUGCCGAUGUCAACGGGGGCAGGUGUGGGGCCGAGUGGUCCUACCCGGAGGUGCGCCGCUGUGCCCUGCUGGACGACGCAGAGCAGGGAGAGUUUGAGCGGAAACUGGCCCUGACUGCGGCGAGACUCUACUGUGACUUUAAGGAGUGCCCGCGCUGCAAGAGCCUGGUGGAGCGCAAGGACCUGAGCCACCUCCGGGUGCUGUGCACGAUCUGCUCCGCCUCGCAGGGGAAGACCUACGAGUUCUGCUGGCAGUGCCUGCGGGCCUGGAAGGGGUCGGGCACGCCCUCUGACCACUGCGCCAACCAGGGCUGCACGGACCCCAACCUGCAGGUCCUGGCCACCUGCGUCACCAAGGACCUCCCUGGCAGCGAGAUCCGAGGCUGCCCGUCCACCCGGGCCUGCCCCACCUGCGGGCUGCUCAUCGAGCACAAGGACAAGUGCAAGUACGUGCUGUGCGCCCGCUGCCACGUGGAGUUCUGCUUCGCCUGCCUGGACGCGGCGUCCACCUGCAAGGCUGCCAAGGGUGGGGCCUGGUACCAGUGGUGCGCCAAGCCCCUGGCCCCACGGCAGACCCGCAUCCCCGUGUGGAGCCGCAAGGACUGACCCACGGUGGGGCAGGGGCUGGAGAGGGAGGUGACAAACCGCACUCCUGAGGGUCAGCCGUGGAGUCCGGGGUGGGGGGCCUGGCCAUUGUGAUGUCCUGACCGCCCACUCCUCUGUGCUACUCCCCUCCUCUGUGCACAUGACCGUUUUCGAAACCCA
Messenger RNA from Choloepus didactylus (southern two-toed sloth), 1740 nucleotides. Its product is annotated as probable E3 ubiquitin-protein ligase RNF144A-A. The coding region runs from base 787 to 1581 and encodes 264 amino acids. Lineage: Eukaryota; Metazoa; Chordata; Mammalia; Pilosa; Megalonychidae. The record is from RefSeq and is a predicted model, not a curated record. The transcript is spliced from 4 exons.